AUGGAAUACCCGGAGGCCGAGCUGGCGGAUGAUCGGGAGGAGGAAGAGCGGGAGACGGAAGGAGAGGCAUUGGCCGUGCUGGCAUUGCCGCUGGUUGCAGAUGUGACCGCAGGCAAGUUCUGUCUGGCAGCGUUCGUGCACGGUGGUGCGCUUGUGGCAUUGCCAACACUUGAUGCUGACGACCUCAGGUGCGGCGGCCACUUGAAGCAAGAGGCACGCUGCGAGGAAAAUGACAAUGAGCCGGCGCAUGGUUGUGUGGUGUGGCGGGGUGAAGGCGGAUCAACGAUUGCGGUCGGGCUCGAUCUGGCGACAGGUGGCGAGUGGUGA
This is a messenger RNA of Puccinia graminis f. sp. tritici CRL 75-36-700-3, 327 nucleotides long. RefSeq lists its product as uncharacterized. The transcript is spliced from 2 exons. Bases 1 to 327 code for a protein of 108 amino acids. The record is from RefSeq and is a predicted model, not a curated record. NCBI's taxonomy places the organism in Eukaryota, Fungi, Basidiomycota, Pucciniomycetes, Pucciniales, Pucciniaceae.